Messenger RNA from Ananas comosus (pineapple), 441 nucleotides. RefSeq names its product SKP1-like protein 1B. Gene Ontology annotation, biological process: SCF-dependent proteasomal ubiquitin-dependent protein catabolic process. The coding region runs from base 1 to 441 and encodes 146 amino acids. The record is from RefSeq and is a predicted model, not a curated record. Gene Ontology annotation, cellular component: cytoplasm; nucleus. Gene Ontology annotation, molecular function: cullin family protein binding. NCBI's taxonomy places the organism in Eukaryota, Viridiplantae, Streptophyta, Magnoliopsida, Poales, Bromeliaceae. The transcript is spliced from 3 exons.
AUGGAAUCGAAGGUGACGAGGAUGAUAAAGAUAAGGAGCUGCGACGGCGCGGUGCUCGACGUGCCGGAGGAGGUGGCGGUGCAGUCGAGGUUGAUAAGGCACGCCGUCGAGGACUUCGUCACGGCGGAGACCCUAAACCUCGCCUUCGAGUACUGCACGAAGCACGCCGACUUCGCCGCCGCUGCGGCCAUCCCUGCAGCCGACGAUGAGAAGAAGAAAGCCGCGGAGACAGAGAUCAAGGACUGGACAAGCAGUUUUGUCAACGCGCUCUCGAUGGACGUGCUCUACGAUCUCGUCCACGGGUCGAAUUACUUGGCAAUUGAAGAAUUGAUGGAUUUGUGUUGUGAGAGAGUUGCCGGCAUGAUAAGAAGGAAAAGCGCAGAAGAAGUGCGUGCAACCUUCGACAUCAUGAACGAUUUUCCGCCAAACGGAGAAGACUAG